Molecule: messenger RNA, 3181 nt
Organism: Saccostrea echinata
Lineage: Eukaryota; Metazoa; Mollusca; Bivalvia; Ostreida; Ostreidae
Product: glutamate dehydrogenase, mitochondrial-like
Exons: 12
Coding region: 96-1721 (541 amino acids)
Biological process (GO): L-glutamate catabolic process
Cellular component (GO): mitochondrion
Molecular function (GO): L-glutamate dehydrogenase (NAD+) activity
Source: RefSeq, a predicted model, not a curated record
AUCAACGGAUGUCUUACAUCGCUUACUUCAAGGUUAUUUUAGAGGAAAAGUGAAAGAAGCAGUUGUUGAGUAUCCUGACACACAGCGUGGACAAAAUGCUGCGAUCAAUCUCAACGGAAGUCUUAAAAAGUGUUUCUAAAUGGGGAAGCAAAAACAAUUUGAAGAAUUCUGCCAGAAUUUUGUCCCCAAAAAGUAGCUACAGCACCGAAGCUGAUGAUGACGAUGAUAGUUUGUCGUUUUCGCAAACAGUAGACAAAUUUUAUGACAGGGCGUCGUCUCUAAUAGAGACCGAUUUGGCAAAAGGCAUGAGAAGUCGAGCUUCGAUGGAUGACAAGAUUAAAAAGGUAAAGGGUAUACUGAAGAUUAUUAAACCAGCAAACCACAUGAUCGAAAUCACCUUUCCAUUGAAACGCGACAAUGGCGAGUAUGAAAUCAUUGAAGCUUGGAGAGCACAGCAUAGCCAGCAUCGCACACCUUGCAAAGGAGGUAUUAGGUACAGUAUGGAUGUGUGUGAGGAUGAGGUAAAGGCAUUAGCUGCCUUGAUGACCUACAAAUGUGCAGUGGUUGAUGUUCCUUUUGGUGGAGCCAAGGCUGGAGUCAAAAUCAACCCUGCCAACUAUUCUGAGAAAGAGCUGGAGAAAAUUACCAGGAGACUAGCUGUUGAACUUGCCAAGAAAGGAUUUAUAGGUCCAGGUAUUGAUGUUCCUGCUCCAGACAUGGGAACAGGAGAGAGGGAGAUGAGCUGGAUUGCGGACACAUACGCUAACACUCUCGGUUACAAUGAUAUAAAUGCAAAUGCCUGUAUCACAGGAAAGCCAAUUACUCAAGGAGGAAUUCAUGGACGCAUUUCAGCAACUGGUCGAGGUGUGUUUCAUGGAAUAGAGAACUUCAUCAAUGAGGCCAGCUAUAUGAGCAUGAUUGGACUGAUGCCAGGGUUUGGCGAUAAGACAUUUAUUGUUCAGGGAUUUGGUAAUGUAGGACUUCACAGCAUGAGGUACCUCCACAGAGCUGGUGCUAAGUGUGUAGGAGUAAAGGAGAUAGAUGCUAGCAUAUAUAAUCCAGAAGGAAUAGAUCCUAAGGAACUGGAGGACUACAAACUGGAAAAUGGCACCAUCAAAGGAUUUCCCAAAGCUAAGCCAUAUGAGGAUGAUCUGUUGUUAGCGGAUUGUGAUAUACUGGUUCCUGCUGCUAGUGAAAGACAGUUGACAAAGGAGAAUGCACAUCUAGUUAAGGCCAAGAUUAUUGCUGAAGGUGCUAAUGGUCCUACCACAAUGGGAGCAGACAAGAUCUUCCUAGAGAGGAAAAUCCUGGUCAUCCCGGAUCUGUAUAUCAAUGCUGGUGGUGUGACUGUCUCGUAUUUCGAGUGGCUUAAAAAUCUGAAUCAUGUCAGUUAUGGACGUCUGACCUUUAAGUAUGAGAGAGAUUCCAAUUACCAUCUGCUGGAAAGCGUACAACAAUCCCUUGAGAGAAAGUUUGGUGGAGGCAAGAAAGACACUGUUCCCAUUGUACCGUCCCGAGAAUUCCAGGAUAGGAUAGCUGGGGCCUCGGAGAAGGACAUUGUACACUCAGGACUCGAGUACUCGAUGCAGAGAUCUGCCAGGAAUAUUAUGGACUCUGCCAUGACCUACAACCUUGGUCUGGAUUUACGGACUGCCGCCUACAUUACCUCCAUUAAAAAGAUAUUCAAAGUUUAUGAGGAAGCUGGUCUCACCUUUACUUAGAUAAAAUUUUAUUUAAGAUGGCAUUACAACAAAACUCAGUCUUCAUACAGAGCUUUCAUUGAUAAGAUUUGCGUUUUGCACAGAUUUGUUUUAUCUUAUGGUUGUUGAUCCCUUGUACAUGUUUGUUAAUUAUCAUGCGAUUUUAGCAAAAGAGAAAUCAGAUUAUAAUGUAAGAAUGGAGGAACUUUUAGUGCCGUCAUUUUUUCUUCUCUUAUUUGUAGCAUGCUAGAUACAUGUAGAGUACUUGGUUUUAUAUUAUAUGCCAUUAUGCAUUUUUAUUUUAUGAUAAUUAUUGUAAUUCUUUAGUAUAUACAAUACCUGCUAGCUAUAAACUAUGUAAUGUUAGUAUAUGUAUAACUAAUUUUCCAGAUCACAAAAUAUAUCUUUAACAUUGAAUUGCUUGUACAUGUAUUGAUGAAUUAUAUAUAUACAGUAUCUCUAUAUAUAAAUUUAUUGUUGAUCAAAUUAUUCUUAAGAUUAAUAUAUUGGAAUGAGUUUAGAUGAUUGCUAGACUAAACUGUAAACCUUGUUUUAUUGAAGAUCAAAUGAGUAAAAAAGAAAAUUAAGACAUGAGCAAGAUCUUCUUUGGUAUUUUUUAAUAUCAAUUUUGUUGAGUUUUUAGUGUAAAUUUGAAGAAUUCACUAAAUAUAAUUUUACACUUCUUGUUAUGGUAUGUAAUAGGAAGGUUUCAGACCAAGUGAAAUUUGGUUUUAAUCCUAGGUUUUGUAAAUUGGGCCCUGACAUAUAUUAAGCCCUAUAUUGUUUUACAUUCAGGAUCACGUUAUGCUGAAUUUUAUAGCAUUGGACUAGUUAGUACUAGUGUAAAAGUAGAAUUUACAUUUUCUUAGAGAGGAGACUUUUUUUUGUAUAGGUCAGGUUAUUUUGUUGGUGGAAAAUGCUGGUAUGAUUAUUAAAACAAAGGAACCAGAAAAUGAUUCACACUGGUCAUGUGACAAGCAAUAUAUUAAUACUCAUUUAUAUGAAAAAUUGAAGAAACAGCAAAGGCAGCUGACUAACAAAUUGUCCAUCACAUUAGUUUAUAGCAUUAGUCUGUGAGAUCUGGUUUUGGAUAACAAUCUCUUUCUCCAACAUUUUUACAAGUACAUUUAUGCAAGUAAAAAUCCAGACUUCUUUUGAGCAAAUGAUGUUUAAAUGUUGGUUUUCAUCAAUAAGUUUCGUUUCAUUUUACAUUUUUUUCUUCUUAUUUUGCACUAACUAAUGCUUAGCCUGUGUACUGUGAAAACACAAUUGUUGUGUUGCAUUUUUAUUUACUAAAAUGUGAUAUGUUCCCUCAGCACAUCCAAAUUAAAACAGAGUUUUAUUAAAGUAUUUGUGUGUGUAAGAUUAUUUCAUUGAAUUUUAUAGCUGUUGCUUAAGACAGUAGGAGUGGGCCAGUUCCAGGUGAUAUUUUCCACUGAUAGAUUUUGAUAUAAAAUAAAAAGCUGUAUAAUAUAAAACAA